Eucalyptus grandis is the source of this 1671-nucleotide messenger RNA. RefSeq names its product E3 ubiquitin-protein ligase BIG BROTHER. Gene Ontology annotation, biological process: protein ubiquitination; negative regulation of organ growth. The coding region runs from base 658 to 1413 and encodes 251 amino acids. The record is from RefSeq and is a predicted model, not a curated record. The transcript is spliced from 9 exons. Gene Ontology annotation, molecular function: ubiquitin-protein transferase activity; ubiquitin conjugating enzyme binding. NCBI's taxonomy places the organism in Eukaryota, Viridiplantae, Streptophyta, Magnoliopsida, Myrtales, Myrtaceae.
UUCUCUCUCCUCCGUUCAACAUCGACCGAGGAGGAGGGAGGAGGGAGGAGGCAAGGCAAGGCAACAAGACGAGAGAGAGAGAAAGGCAGAGAGAGAGACCCUCCCCUCCCGAAAAAGCGACGAAUGUCGGUUCUCUCUCUACUCUACACUCUCUCUCUACACACUCUCUCUCUACAAGGAAUCUAAUGCUGUUCGCUGCUGCGCCUUUGAAAAUCCCUCGCAUUCCACAUCGCUUUGCUGCUGCUCGCCAAGCAUUUAUAAUCAUUUACUUAAAUUACUCACUCCUGCCCGCAUCGCCAUUUCGUUUAUAUAAUCUCCGUCCCUCUCUCCUCUCUCCUCCUCCUCCUCCUCCCCGCCCCUGUCUGCAUCCGCCAUUCUUCCCGAGGAAAGAUACCAGCCCCAGCGUGGGGACCCGAGGUUCUCUCGCCGGGAAUCCCGCUCUCCUCGAGCUAAGGCUAUAGCUGGCUUCCUCGUCGUCGUCGUCGUCCCUUGCUCCGCCGCUGAACGAGAGCCGCCGGCCGGCGGGCACGGCGACACCGGAUCUAUGACAAGAUAGGAUUCCCGGAUCACGUAAUGGAUGGUGCAUACUGUAUUUGAAUGAUUUGCAAGCCUCGGUUGUGAGAGAUUAGGCUCGGUGGGAAUUGACAGUAGUCUGAGAUGAGUUGGAACAUGGAUGUUCAAUAUGUUAACACUGGCUAUCCGUACAAUACAUCCGAAAGUUUUAUGGAAUAUUUCGAGGGUCUUACAUAUGAACACGUGAAUUUCAUAUUUUCUGGUGCUUCUCAUGCUCAGGAGAGCAUAUAUCCACCAGUGAAUACAAACUACUACAAAAUGGGUUCAUCAGAAUAUGGUAAUAAUUACACAUAUUACGAUUAUGGUCAUUCGUAUGAAGCGGAUGGUCAAGGACAAGCCUAUCAUGAGAUUAGAAGACCUAUGGUUAGCCCUUCAAUGACUAAUGAGCAGACUCCUGCAGUAAGCAGUGGAUGGGAGGGGAAUGCAAAUAGUGGAUCUCGUGACCGCUCUGCAGCAUGUCCACGAAGGCAUCACAAUUCACAGGAUUAUCAGGUUGUUUGGCAAGACAACAUAGAUCCUGACAACAUGACUUACGAGGAGUUACUUGAGCUAGGCGAAACUGUUGGAACUCAGAGUCGAGGUCUUUCGCAAGAACAAAUAAGUCUGCUUCCAAUUUCCAAAUACAAGCGUGGUUUUUUUUCCAGGAGAAAAUCACGAGAUGAGAGAUGUGUGAUUUGCCAGAUGGAGUAUAAACGAGGAGACCGGCGUAUGACCCUUCCUUGCAAUCAUAUGUACCAUGCUGGCUGCGGUGCCAAAUGGCUCAGUAUCAACAAGGCUUGCCCUAUUUGUUACACCGAGGUGUUCGUGGAUGCAUCCAAAAGAGUAAAAAGUAAUCAUUAAUGUACUCGAAGGCGAAUUCUCAUUUCUUUUGUUCGUUUCUCGAGCUUGGGUGGUGCAUCAUAGAGGUUGUUUGUUGCACCUUGCUUAGUAAAACAAUGGGUUUUACUUGAUAUGAAAAGCUGAGCUAUGAAGUAGGUACAGAAACAGCUGUCAGAUAGCUGGACUUUGUAUUUUCUAUAAAUUUUCAGGUUGUUUUUACAUAGAUAGCUGCACUGUCCCUCAUGAAUUUUAUGAUUCAUUUGAAUGUGCUUCACGAGA